Drosophila bipectinata is the source of this 1517-nucleotide messenger RNA. It is a transcript of the gene Rpt6R, whose product is annotated as Regulatory particle triple-A ATPase 6-related. NCBI's taxonomy places the organism in Eukaryota, Metazoa, Arthropoda, Insecta, Diptera, Drosophilidae. The record is from RefSeq and is a predicted model, not a curated record. Gene Ontology annotation, cellular component: proteasome regulatory particle, base subcomplex. Gene Ontology annotation, molecular function: proteasome-activating activity; ATP hydrolysis activity; ATP binding. Gene Ontology annotation, biological process: proteasome-mediated ubiquitin-dependent protein catabolic process.
CAAAACUUGUCAGAAAAAACACAACCACUAGCCAAAAACUGUUGUCUCAUCUUUGAAAGCUCAGUAAGCCAGCCCGCUUCAGUUCCUUUUCAAAAUAUUACCAAAAUUUAACAAGAAUUCUGUUUCUUUUUGGAAAUUGUAGAGCAGAAUAUUUUGAAGAUUAAAUUCAACAGGCGUAGGUUUUUUAGGACAGGAUACUUAGUGCGAUACUGCUUGUCUUUAAAAAAUUAAAGAAUCGCUAGAACCAAAGAGAUGGAUGUCGAUGUUGGUACUUCUGAUAAAGAUGGGAACGGACCUGGAUUUCAUUCGUAUUUUACCCAGAAAAUUUCUGAGCUGCAGUUUAUAGUUAUGGAACGUCAAAAGGAUUUGCUGCGUUUGCAGGCCCAACGCAAUGAACUUAAUUCAAAGGUUCGGCUUUUAAGAGAAGAGUUGCAACUACUCCAGGAACAUGGUAGCUACAUUGGCGAGGUGGUGAAGCCCAUGGACAAAAACAAGGUGCUAGUAAAGGUCCAUCCGGAAGGAAAAUAUGUGGUGGAUGUGGACAAAUCCAUCAAUAUCAAGGAUGUGACGCCGAGCAGUCGAGUGGCUCUGAGAAAUGAAAGCUACACUCUUCACAAGAUCCUGCCCAAUAAGGUGGAUCCUUUGGUUUCCCUCAUGUUGGUGGAAAAGGUUCCAGAUUCCACUUACGAAAUGGUGGGUGGGCUGGACAAGCAGAUCCAGGAGAUCAAGGAGGUAAUAGAGCUGCCGGUCAAACACCCGGAGCUAUUUGAUGCCCUGGGCAUAGCUCAGCCGAAAGGCGUACUCCUUUACGGUCCACCUGGCACAGGGAAGACUCUGUUGGCCCGCGCCGUCGCCCAUCACACGGAAUGCACUUUCAUCCGGGUUUCCGGAUCGGAGUUGGUUCAGAAAUUCAUUGGCGAGGGAUCGCGUAUGGUGCGAGAGCUUUUCGUCAUGGCCAGAGAACAUGCUCCGUCAAUCAUUUUCAUGGACGAAAUCGACUCCAUUGGGUCUGCUCGAUUGGAAACGGGAACUGGAGACUCAGAGGUCCAGCGCACCAUGCUGGAGCUUCUCAACCAAUUGGAUGGCUUUGAGGCAACCAAAAACAUCAAAGUGAUCAUGGCCACCAAUAGGAUCGAUGUCUUGGAUCAGGCUCUGCUUCGACCCGGCCGCAUCGACCGCAAGAUUGAGUUCCCGCCGCCCAACGAGGAGGCCCGCUUGGAUAUCUUGAAGAUACACUCCCGCAAGAUGAAUCUGACGAGGGGCAUCAACCUGCGCAAAAUCGCCGAGCUUAUGCCAGGAGCUUCGGGAGCGGAGGUCAAAGGAGUUUGCACUGAGGCAGGGAUGUACGCUUUGAGGGAAAGACGAGUGCACGUCACCCAGGAGGACUUUGAGAUGGCCGUCUCCAAAGUGAUGAUGAAGGACUCCGAGAAAAACAUGUCGAUGAAGAAAUUCUGGAAGUAGCUAAGCUUACAAAAAUUCUUAAUAAAUAUGAAACUAAUGUAAUAAACAGUCAUAUA